UGAGAGGACAACCAGAAAAUACAUACUAGCUGUUUAAAUUAAGCUUCCAAAAAUGAGUGACACCAAUGACGGGCAUGAAGAUCAAUAUGGAUAUCCAGUUGCUGCACAAGCUGGUUAUGUUAAUGUCAAGCUCAAGUACAUGUUAGAUGGUAGCGAGCUUUACUUCAAGAUUAAGCGCGAUGUUAAGUUAAGUAGGGUUAUGUCUGCUUACUGUAAGAGGAAAGAUCUUGAUUUCAGAUACAUCAAGUUCUUGUUUGAUGAGAAGCAAAUCAAUCUGAAUCAGACCCCGGACAAACUUGAGAUGGAAGAAGGUGAUAUAAUUGAUGUGGUGCAGAACCAAAAUGGAGGUGGCUAUGGAAUCACAGCAAAAUGUGAGGAGGAUGCGAAGAAGAACAACAUCAAAAAUGGUGGGGAGGAUAUAUGAAGCUAGCAAGGAAAAUGGAAGGAGUUUGAAGCUCACAGAAGUGUACUAGUAAUUCUACUAAUUAUGUCAGUUAGGACUUUUAAGUUAUUAUGAGUAGGACUGUAGAAGUCUGUUAAGGAUUGGUUCUUGGUUAUUGCAGUGUUUAAAUAGAUGAUUAAAAUUGGUUCUUGCAGUUAUGUUAUUAAAGAUCAAUGGAUAUGAUCAUCCAUGAUAAACUAUAGAGACCUUAAAUUGCAGGGAUGUACUGAUGAUGGAUUAAGUCUGGGAUGGGAAUGAAAGUGUUUCAUUCAUUUUAUGAAGGUUUGUCUUGUUUAUUUGUACAUUGGAUUUCUCUUACCGUUGUCAGCUAAAUAACA
Messenger RNA from Papaver somniferum (opium poppy), 780 nucleotides. RefSeq names its product small ubiquitin-related modifier 2-like. NCBI's taxonomy places the organism in Eukaryota, Viridiplantae, Streptophyta, Magnoliopsida, Ranunculales, Papaveraceae. Gene Ontology annotation, molecular function: ubiquitin-like protein ligase binding; protein tag activity. Gene Ontology annotation, biological process: protein sumoylation. The coding region runs from base 53 to 424 and encodes 123 amino acids. Gene Ontology annotation, cellular component: nucleus. The record is from RefSeq and is a predicted model, not a curated record. The transcript has 4 exons.